Messenger RNA from Gossypium raimondii (Peruvian cotton), 2015 nucleotides. Its product is annotated as probable arabinosyltransferase ARAD1. Gene Ontology annotation, molecular function: glycosyltransferase activity. The transcript has 4 exons. The record is from RefSeq and is a predicted model, not a curated record. The coding region runs from base 227 to 1525 and encodes 432 amino acids. Lineage: Eukaryota; Viridiplantae; Streptophyta; Magnoliopsida; Malvales; Malvaceae.
CGUAUUUUCCAGCUAACUUGGAGCACGAAAUUGGCGUUUCCUUGAACUUACAGCUUACAACGGUACUGUAAAUAAUUUCUUUCUCUUUUGGUUUGCUUCAAAAGUGGAUAAAAGGAAGUUGAAGUCUUUUUGUCUUCGGAGAUCCAAGCACAGUUAAAAUAUCAGUGAGCAACGAACCAAAGGAGAUCUCAUUCUUCCAAAACUCUUAUCUUUCAGAAAAAAAACAAUGUACGGUAAAGCCGCAAUCUGUUUAUCAUUCGUCAUUCUCUUCCUGAUUUCAUGUUCAAUCUAUGUCGGCACCGUUGAUCUCAGAUCAUACUUCUUCCCCUUACUUCAGUCACCCCAGGUUCCACGCUCACUCUGUGCUUCCGGCCCCCCUCUCCGCGUUUACAUGUACGAUCUCCCUAGGAAAUUCCACGUCGGCAUGAUGGAUCGUCGGAGCUUCGAGGGACCGGCUCCCGUUACGGCGGAUAAUCUCCCUCCCUGGCCCUCCAACUCCGGGAUAAAGAAGCAGCACAGUGUGGAGUAUUGGCUGAUGGCAUCGCUUCUUUAUGGCGGCAACGGCAAUGAAGACAGGGAAGCGGUUAGGGUUUCGGAUCCCGAAUCCGCGGAGGCCUUUUUUGUGCCUUUUUUUUCCUCGUUGAGUUUUAAUACACACGGCCAUAACAUGACGGAUCCUGAGACGGAGGUUGAUCGCCGAUUACAGGUUGAGUUACUUGAAUUCUUGCAAAAAUCCAAGUACUAUCAAAGAUCUGGAGGCAGAGAUCAUGUAAUUCCCAUGACACAUCCAAAUGCUUUCAGAUUUCUUCGACAAGAGUUGAAUGCAUCAAUCCUUAUUGUUGUAGAUUUUGGCCGCUAUCCUAAAACCAUGUCAAGUUUAAGCAAAGAUGUGGUUGCACCGUAUGUGCAUGUUGUGGAUUCCUUCACAGAUGAUGACGCUCUCGACCCAUAUGAGUCUCGAACUACACUUCUUUUCUUCCGGGGAAAUACUGUCAGGAAAGAUCAAGGCAAAAUUCGAAUCAAACUGGCAAAAAUCUUGUCUGGUAUUGAUGAUGUUCAUUAUGAGAAGAGUGUUGCGACUCCAAAAAACAUUAUAAUGUCUACGGAGGGGAUGCGUUCUUCGAAGUUCUGUCUGCAUCCUGCAGGUGACACCCCUUCAUCUUGCCGACUAUUUGAUGCUAUUGUGAGCCAUUGUGUUCCAGUGAUUGUCAGUGAUAAGAUUGAGCUUCCCUAUGAGGAUGAAAUUGACUACUCUGAAUUCUCAAUAUUCUUUUCUAUGAAAGAGGCAUUAGAACCAGGUUAUUUGGUCAAUCAGUUGCGUCAGUUUCCCAAGGAUCGAUGGGUUGAAAUGUGGAAGCAACUUAAGAAUAUUUCACAUCAUUUCGAAUUCCAGUACCCUCCAAAGAAGGAAGAUGGCGUCAAUAUGUUAUGGAGACAGGUAAAGCGCAAGCUUCCUCGGGCCCAACUUGCUAUACACAGGAGUAGAAGGUUGAAAGUUCCAGAUUGGUGGCAGCGGAGGCGAUAACUUCAGAGCCUUGUUUUGACACUGUACAUCGCAAUACUUAUUUUUUUCUCAUUUAUGGUGGCAUCUGAUGUGCAAUGGUACGUAAAGAGCAAAGGAGUUCGGUUAUCACAACCCAACAUCAUGUGCCAGCUUUACCAUGCUCAUGAUUUACGGUGCGUAGUUUCAAUUUUUUUUCCCUCAUUAUUUUCAAGCGUUAUAAUUAGGAGGCAAUCAAUUAAGAUUUAACCCCAGUUAAUCUUGUUUUUCAUCAUUUGAUAGUGGGGGUGUGGGGAUGUUGGUUAUAGACAAUUUAAUUGCACAGGAUUUACAGUAAUAGACCCAUGUGAGAGGUCGUUUCAUUUAGGUUCUAAUCUUUGCAUUCAGAUUAUGUAUAAGAGUUGGGGAAAAACAUUCAUGUGUAAGAGUGAUCAAUCUAAUCCCUGUACCACAGAAACUUUACUUCCUACUAUUGUGAGGAGGCUUUGACAAAUAAAUAUGCUUGUUUCGAUUC